AUGGCUCGCAAGUUCCUCGUCGAGAGCGACGAGGACGAACCCGAGGCCGCGCCCGCGGAGGACGUCCCGGACCCGGACGAGCCGGAGUACGAGGAGGGCGCGACCAACUACCACGCGCUCGCGCGGCGUCUGCGGACGACGGCGACGGACGAGGAUGCGUUGACGCGAAUCGCGACCGCGUGCGACGAGGUGCGCGGCGGGAUCGACCCGAGGGACGCGGACGCCGUCGCCGCCGCGUCCGAGCGCGGGAUCCUGGACGCGCUCUUCGCGCUGAUACGCGAGCGGCCGCCGCCGAUUCCGGGACGGCGGCGCGCCGCGGACGGCGACGGCGGCGGCGACGAGAACGCCGCGCCCGAAGAGGAUGGCGGCGACGACGACGCGGCGCUGACGCCCGCGCAGCUCCGGGCGAGAGAGCGCCUGAGGGCGCGGCACGCGCGGUACGACGCGAUCGUCCUCCCGGCGACGCGCGCGAUCGCGCACCUGGUGUCCGUCCCGGGACCGCUGCGAAGAGAGGUCGCCGCCGCGGUCUUCUACACCCGCGCGCUCUGGGAGCUCGUGAACCCGAGCCUAGACGACGACCUGGACGACGACGUCGACGUCGACGACGUCGUCGUCCUCGACGACACCGCGAAGUUGACGACGUCGUCGUCGUUCAACGACACCGCCAGACCGAAGACGACGACGACGACGUCGUCGACCGCGCGCAAAGGCAAAGGCGGCAUCCCGCCGCCCCCGCCGCCGAAGCACCUCCCCCUCCCCGCUCCCGCGGUGGAAGCAGCGUUGCGAUGUCUCCUCUACGUCGCCGCCGGCUCGUCCUACGCCGCGAGCGUCUUCGCGGGGAACUUCGCCGGCGCGGACGACGUCCUCGGCCCCACCGCGCGGUGGAUAACGCAUCACAUGCGAGACGCGAAGAGCGACGGCGUCGCGCUGAAGGCGACGCGGCUGCUUUGCGCGAUGGCGCGGACGUCGAGCGAUCGCGCGCUGGUCUUCGGCGGCGCCGUCGCGACGCCGGGGCGCGAGGACGACGCGUUCGGCGUCGCCGUAUCGAGGGCGCGUCACGCGGAGAGCGCCGUCGGGAUACGGCGCGCGUGCGUGCGGUUGAUCGCGCUCGCUACGUCGGACGCGGGGGAGGCGCUGGAGCGGACGCUGCGGGGGUCGUGCGGCGCCGCGUUCGGCGGUGAGAACGGCCCUGAGAAGGCGAGCGGCGGCGGCGGCGGCGGCGGCGGCGGCGUCGGCGACGACAACUCGCCGCUGACGGCGCUGUGCCAUCUGAUGUUCGGCGAUCACGCGCUCGACCUCAGGGUGGACGCCGCGCGGACGCUCGCGUCGCUGUGUCGCGAGCACGUGGAGAUCGCGCGCGAGCUCGGCGAGCGCGACGUCCUCGACGCGCUGAGGCCGCUGGUGCCACCGCUGACGGACGCGGCGCCGACGCCGCCCCCCGAGGAGGGCGAGGAGGAGGAGGAGGAGGCGGUCGACGCGAACGACGACGAGAGCGACGUGAGCGUCGAGGGCGAGAACAUCCUCACGGACGCGUUCGGCGUUCGCGGCGUCGGAUACAUCUCCCCUCCGCCGAAACCGCGGCGCGCGACGCCGCGGCGCGCCGACGCGUUGGCGCCGGCGGCGCCGCCGCCGCCGCCGCCGCCGGCGGACGGCGACGGAGGCGACGCGGCUCCCCCCAAGCUCCCGACGCCGCCCCCUCGCGACGGCGCCGCGGAGUUGUUCCCCGUCGCGCUCGAGCUCGCGGCGGCGAUCGCGGAGAACCACCCGGAGGCGCGUCUGAACGAAUCGCGUCGGUGCGGAUGGCUUUUGUCCUACGUCGCGAAAGUCGGCAAACUCCCCCCCGCGGACGAGGACGACCUGUGGACGUGGACGAAGGCGUGCGUGAUGACGUUACGGGACGCCGCGCCCGCGCCGGAGCCGGAGCCGGAGCCGGAGCCGGAGCCGGAGCCGGCGGAGGGCGACGAAGCCGCGGCGGAGGAAGAGAAGGCGAAGGACCCGGAUCCGGACCCGGACCCCGACGCGCCGCCGCCGGAGACGGAUGAGGAGAAAGCCGCGAGGCUCGAAAAGGCGCGCGAGAGACGCGCGGCGCAGAAUGCGCUGCACCUCGAGGACGCGAAGUGGCACAACGACGCCACGAGACGCGCGGCGUUGGGGCUUCUGCGCGCGCUGUCGAUCGAGCGACCGGUGCGGAGGCUCGUCGUGUCGACCGAGUUGUCCAAUCACCCGGCGGCGCUGACGAAGGCGCGUUCUAUACACUGGUCCCCAUACAACCGCGUCGGCGUGGUGAACGCCGAUCCUUAA
This is a messenger RNA of Micromonas pusilla CCMP1545, 2301 nucleotides long. RefSeq lists its product as uncharacterized. The transcript has 3 exons. Lineage: Eukaryota; Viridiplantae; Chlorophyta; Mamiellophyceae; Mamiellales; Mamiellaceae. Bases 1 to 2301 code for a protein of 766 amino acids. The record is from RefSeq and is a predicted model, not a curated record.